Canis lupus familiaris (dog) is the source of this 3137-nucleotide messenger RNA. Its product is annotated as filamin A-interacting protein 1-like. Bases 134 to 2986 code for a protein of 950 amino acids. NCBI's taxonomy places the organism in Eukaryota, Metazoa, Chordata, Mammalia, Carnivora, Canidae. The record is from RefSeq and is a predicted model, not a curated record. The transcript has 2 exons.
CAUUAUUGUAUUUUUCAGAUUAAAAAGGCUGAUUGACCAAGAAACCAAGUCCCAGGAGAAGAAGGAACAAGAAAAGGAAAAGAGGGUCACCGCCCUGAAAGAGGAGCUGACCAAACUAAAGUCUUUUGCUUUGAUGGUGGUGGACGAACAACAAAGGCUGACAGCACAGCUUGCCCUUCAAAGACAGAAAAUCCAAGACCUAACCACAAGUGCGAAGGAAACACAUGCUAAACUAGCCCUUGCUGAAACCAGAGUUCAGGAAGAAGAGCAGAAGGCAACCAGACUAGAGAAAGAACUGCAAACACAAACCACAAAGUUUCACCAGAACCAAGAAACAAUUAUGGCAAAGCUCACCAAUGAGGACAGCCAAAAUCGCCAGCUUCGACAAAAGCUGGCAGCACUCAGCCGGCAAAUUGAUGAGUUAGAAGAGACAAACAGGUCUUUACGAAAAGCAGAAGAGGAGCUGCAAGAUAUAAAAGAAAAAAUCAACAAGGGAGACUAUGGAAACUGUGGAAUCAUGGCUGAGGUGGAGGAGCUCAGGAAACGGGUACUAGAAAUGGAAGGGAAGGAUGAGGAACUCAUAAAAAUGGAGGAACAGUGCAGAGAUCUCAAUAAGAGGCUCGAAAAGGAAACAUCACAGAGUAAAGACUUCAAACUUGAGGUUGAAAAACUCAAUAAAAGGAUUAUGGCUCUGGACAAAUUAGAAGAUGCCUUCAACAAGAGCAAACAAGAAUGUUACUCUCUGAAAUGCAAUUUAGAAAAAGAAAGGAUGACCACAAAGCAGUUGUCUCAAGAACUGGAAAGUUUAAAAGUCAGGAUCAAAGAGCUAGAAGCCAUUGAAAGUCGGCUGGAAAAGACAGAAUUCACCCUAAAAGAGGACUUAACUAAACUGAAAACAUUAACUGUGAUGCUGGUAGAUGAAAGGAAAACAAUGAGUGAAAAAUUAAAGCAAACUGAAGAUAAGUUACAAGCUGCUUCUUCUCAGCUUCAAAUGGAGCAAAAUAAAGUGACAACAGUUACAGAGAAGUUAAUUGAAGAAACAAAAAGGGCACUGAAGUCCAAGACUGAUGUGGAAGAAAAAAUGUACAGUGUCACCAAGGAGAGAGAUGAUCUAAAGAACAAACUGAAAGCAGAAGAAGAGAAAGGAAAUGAUCUCUUGUCCAAAGUUAAUAUGUUGAAAAACAGGCUUCAAUCAUUGGAAGCAAUUGAGAAAGAUUUCCUAAAAAACAAAUUAAAUCAAGAUUCUAGUAAGUCCACAAUAGCAUUACACCAUGAAAACAAUAAGAUUAAAGAGCUCUCCCAAGAAGUGGAAAGACUGAGACUGAAGUUAAAGGAUAUGAAAGCCAUUGAGGAUGACCUUAUGAAAACAGAAGAUGAGUAUGAGACUCUAGAACGAAAGUAUGCUAAUGAGCGAGAUAAAGCUCAAUUUUUAUCUGAAGAGCUGGAACAUGUUAAAAUGGAACUUGAUAAGUACAAGUUAGCAGAAAAGACAGAGUCCAGCCAUGAACAAUGGCUUUUCAAAAGGCUUCAAGAAGAAGAAGCUAAAUCAGGGCACCUCUCAAGAGAAGUGGACGCACUGAAAGAGAAAAUUCAUGAAUAUAUGGCAACUGAGGACCUGAUAUGUCAUCUCCAGGGAGAUCAUUCAGUUCUGCAAAAGAAACUCAAUCAACAAGAAAACAGGAACAGAGAUUUAGGAAGAGAGAUAGAAAACCUCACUAAAGAGUUAGAGAGGUACCGGCAUUUUAGUAAGAGCCUCCGGCCUAGUCUCAAUGGAAGAAUCAUCUCUGACCCUCAAGUAUUUUCUAAAGAAGUUCAGACAGAAGUAGUAGACAAUGAGCCACCCGAUUACAAGAGUCUCAUUCCUCUGGAACGAGCAGUCAUCAAUGGUCAGUUGUAUGAGGAGACUGAGGACCAGGAUGAAGACCCUAAUGACGAGGAAUCGGUGCUGUCCUUCAAAUGCAAUUCAUCUACUCCCUGUCCUGUUAACAGGAAACUAUGGAUUCCCUGGAUGAAAUCUAAGGAGAGCCAUCCUCAGAAUGGAAAAAUACAAACUAAGCCCAAUGGAAACUUCAUGCAGCCUGGAGAUCUAGUUCUAAGCCACACACCUGGGCAGCCACUUCAUAUAAAAGUUACUCCAGACCAUGUCCAAAACACAGCCACUCUUGAAAUCACAAGUCCGACCACAGAGAGUCCUCACUCUUACACAAGUACUGCAGUGAUACCAAACUGUGGUACCCCAAAGCAAAGGAUAACCAUCCUCCAAAAUGCCUCCAUAACACCGGUGAAAUCCAAAACCUCUGCUGAAGGCCUCAUGAAUUUAGAGCAAAGCAUGUCCCCAAUUACCAUGGCAACCUUUGCCAGAGCACAGACCCCAGAGUCUUGUGGUUCUAUAACUCCAGAAAGGACAAUGUCACCUAUUCAGGUUUUGGCUAUGACUGGUUCAGCAGGCUCUCCUGAGCAGGGACGUUCCCCAGAGCCAAUAGAAAUCAGUGCCAAGCAUGCGAUUUUCAGAGUCUCCCCUGACCGACAGUCAUCAUGGCAGUUUCAACGUUCAAACAGCAAUAGUUCAAGUGUGAUAACUACUGAGGAUAAUAAAAUCCACAUUCACUUAGGAAGUCCUUACAUGCAAGCUGUAGCCAGCCCCGUGAGACCUGCCAGCCCUUCAACACCACCACAGGAUAACCGAACUCAAGGCUUAACUAAUGGGGCACUAAACAAAACCACCAAUAAAGUCACCAGCAGUAUUACUAUCACACCAACAGCCACACCUCUUCCUCGACAAUCACAAAUUACAAUCAAGGAGGUAUGCAAGCAGAGAAUCCCAACACGGAUCCCUAAACCAAAAUCUACAGGCAACACUAAGCUUUCCCCUAAAGCUCCCCUGGGGCCUAUGGAUAAAUCCAAUCACCACACUGGGUGUGGGAAGCUACACAUCAUAAGGACUGUCACCUCUAACACUUUUGUCCACAUGGGAGGGAAAAGGUAAGUCAUGCCAACGCACUGUCUGGACACAUUCACCUACAGAAGUAUCUGGAAAGCUAAAAUUACCACUAUGAAGGCCAAAGAGGAAAGGUCAUCUCUCUCCAAGAAAUGGUAAAGCAGCAAAAUGACAAGUAAUUCAUUCACAGGUUGCUGGA